AUGGCGGCGGCGGCGGCGGCGGCGGCGGCGGCGGCGGGACCGGCGGCACCGCGCACCAAGACCAAAAAGAAGCAGAAGCGCUUCGUGCCGCAGCGGGUGAAGGUGCCGCGGGCGGCCGAUCCGCUGUUAGCCGUGCUGGCCUGGGGCGUCAACCACCAGAUCAACGAGCUGAGCCAGGUGCCCCCCCCCGUCAUGCUGCUGCCCGACGACUUCAAGGCCAGCUCCAAAAUCAAAGUGAACAACCACCUCUUCAACCGGAAUGGGGGUGAAGGGAGGGAUCUGGGAAUGAAUGGAGUGAGGGGGGUGGAGGGGUUGGAUGCUCCCCCCCCCAGAGAAGGGGAUGUGGGAUGGGGGUUUGGGGGUGGGGGGGGCUGCCUCACAUGUGUCCCCCCCAACCACCAGGGCAAGGAGCUGCCCACGCUGAAGGACGUGGACUUCCUGAAUAAGAGCGAGAAGGUUUAUGUGGGCGAGGAGGACAAGCGGGACUUCAUGGAGAAGCUCAAGAGGGACGUGGAGUUCUUGGUGCAGCUGAAGAUCAUGGAUUACAGCCUGCUGCUGGGCAUCCACGAGGCAGGACGGCCAGCGCCCGAGGAGGAGGAGGACGGGGAGGAAGAGGAGGGGGGCGGCGGGGGGGGUGGCGAUGACGGGGGGGGCACGGCUGGGUCCUAUGGCACUUCUCCAGAGGGCAUCGGGGCGUAUUUCAACUGCCAUCGCCCCCCCGGGCCCGGGGAAUUCGAUCCCACCAUCGACGUCUACGCCAUCCGCAGUGCUGAGGGUGAGGAGUGGGGGGGGGGGAGA
Phasianus colchicus (ring-necked pheasant) is the source of this 798-nucleotide messenger RNA. The record is from RefSeq and is a predicted model, not a curated record. NCBI's taxonomy places the organism in Eukaryota, Metazoa, Chordata, Aves, Galliformes, Phasianidae.